Molecule: messenger RNA, 1281 nt
Organism: Truncatella angustata
Lineage: Eukaryota; Fungi; Ascomycota; Sordariomycetes; Amphisphaeriales; Sporocadaceae
Product: translocation protein Sec62-domain-containing protein
Exons: 2
Coding region: 1-1281 (426 amino acids)
Biological process (GO): post-translational protein targeting to membrane, translocation
Cellular component (GO): endoplasmic reticulum; endoplasmic reticulum membrane
Source: RefSeq, a predicted model, not a curated record
AUGGCGGAUCAAUCGCAACAGCAGCCGCCGCAACCUCCUCCCCAGGGCCCUCCCCAGGGUUCUCAGGGUCCGCCUCAAGGUCCUCCUCAGGGCCCCCCGCAAGGCGGUCCUCAGAUUCAAUUCAGAGGUCCCCCGGGCGCUCCGCCGCCGACGCCAGAGCAGAUUGCGAUGAUGCAGAGACAGCUACAGGACCAGGCGCAGAAGAUGGGAAUGUCUGUUCCUCAGUUCAUCGAACAUGUCAGAAAACAGCAGAUGGCUCAGAUGGCCGCCCGCGCACAACAAGCUCAGCAACAGGGCGGCCAAGGGCCACCUCAAGGACCAGGCGCUCCGCCAGGUCAGGGCCAAGGUCAAGGCCAAGGCCCGCCUCAGCAACCUCAGCAACCUCAACAGCAAGGCCAACCGCAGCCCGUCCAGCCUGGGCCCAAGAAUCCUCUUGCCGUAGCCUUGGCCGACUGGCUGCGUAAGCAGGACCUGAAACCUCGAACCGUCAUCUUCAACGGAGAGCGCAAGGACAUGUUCCGUGUCAAGAGAGCUCUGCGCGCCAUACAGUCCCCCGCAUACGAAAAGCUACGAAAGAAGCACCCCGGUCUCCCCGAGAUCACAGACCGCGCCAGCCUCGAGAACUGCUUCAAGCUGCUCCCCAUGUCUAUGCUCGCCCUGCGUGUCAACAAGGUCGACCCCCACGAGGGCCACGACCACGGAAAGAAGAAGGGCAAGCGUGUUAAGGGGCAGUGGACUGUCAAGAUCGAGCAACAGCAGGAGGCGCAAGACGACAUGUACUACAUCUGGUUCUACGAAGGUAGCCAGCUCAUGCGCAAGGUCUACGCAGUCCUCGCCCUCGUUGCCAUCUUCAUCGUUGUCCUGUACCCCCUGUGGCCUCUGUUCCUUCGCCAGGGCGUCUACUAUCUCAGCUGGGGUUUCCUGAUGCUACUCGGUCUGUUCUUCGCCAUGGCCAUCUUCCGUGUCAUUCUAUUCGGUAUCACCUACUUCCUGGUUUCUCCCGGUCUGUGGUUGUAUCCCAACCUCUGGGAGGAUGUCUCAUUCAUGGACAGCUUCCGACCUGUUUGGGCUUGGCAUGAGACUGCAAAGCCCAAGAAGAAGAGCAAGAAAGCCAAGGGCGCCAACGCGGAGGCCACCGCACACCUGGCCGGCGUUACUGGUCAGGCCGCCCCGGCAAGCGCUAAUGUUACCGGCACCACUACUCAGAUCCAAACAGCUGCCCAACAGCAACCAGCUUCGUACAUCGGACCUCGUGUGGAGGAAGUUGAGGAUGACGAGUAA